This is a messenger RNA of Ostrinia nubilalis (European corn borer), 1663 nucleotides long. Its product is annotated as tigger transposable element-derived protein 6. The coding region runs from base 705 to 1460 and encodes 251 amino acids. NCBI's taxonomy places the organism in Eukaryota, Metazoa, Arthropoda, Insecta, Lepidoptera, Crambidae. The transcript has 4 exons. Gene Ontology annotation, molecular function: DNA binding. Gene Ontology annotation, cellular component: nucleus. The record is from RefSeq and is a predicted model, not a curated record.
UGAACCAUAGAUUUGGAUAAAUCUGUGGUCUCUCUCUUUAACGCCACUCGAUUUAACGUCAAACUUCAUAAAACAUCGAAAUGGUGGACUGAGGUGUUUGUUUACCCAAUUUACCUUGUUUUUAGGGUUCCGUACCUCAAAAGGAAAAAACGGAACCCUUAUAGGAUCACUUUGUUGUCCGUCCGUCCGUCUGUCAAGACCCUUUUUCUCAGGAACGCGUGGAGGUAUGAAGCUGAAAGGAGAUCAUUCAGGCUUCAUACAUUUUUGGGCCUUUUCUGAAAGUGCCGGCCAACAAAAAAAAUUGGUCUACUGUCCCUUGAAGCUGUGAAAAAAUCAAACUUCUAAGCCAACGCAAUCAAAAGAUACAGCCGUUUAUGCCGCAAAUUUUCGACACUUGCAAGGGAAUCAAAACCUACAGGGUGCUUCCCGUGAACUCAGAAUCUUGAAAUUUGGUUUGUACGGAACCCUCGGUGAGCGAGUCCGACUCGCACUUGGCCGGUUUUUUUAAAUAAAUAUAGGUCUACGAGUACCUUACAAUUUGUACCUACUUAGCAUCACGCUCAUGCUAUUCGCUAUUAUAGCUAAAACAAUACCUACGGCAAUCAGCAUUACAUCAUUAUACCAACCUAAACAAACACCUACUUUUUUGCCGAAAACAAAGAGAGGUGCUGUGUAGGCAGUUGCUUACAGACUUUCGAGUAAACAUGGCGAGUAAACGAAAAUCCUUGUGUAUUGACGAAAAAGUUUUAUUAAUACGCUCAAUAGAGGCGGGAGAAAAGAUAAGUGAUGUUGGAAGACGAUUUGGAUUUAGCCGCUCUACUGUGUCUACAAUAUGGAAAAACAUUCUGCAAGCAGAGGCGGAUGGAAAAUCUGCUAAGAAAUUAAAAAAACCUCAAUACGAAGAUCUGGAUCCACCGAUGCUAGCAUGGUUUUAUAAUCAGCGCCAGAAUAAUGUGCCUGUCUCAGGGCCGAUCAUGAAAGCUAAGGCGGAAGAAAUUGCCAAAGAAUUAGGAUUAACUGCUUUCAAGGCAUCAGAAGGAUGGCUCGGGAGAUUCAAGCAACGUCACCACAUCGACUAUGGUAAAAUUAAUGGAGAAGUGCAAGGUGUUAAUGCGUAUUUGAAGGUAGAGUAUGCUCCGAAUGACCUUUCUAACGCUGGCGAAACUGGAAUAUCCUGUAACUUGGCAACUCACAAAACAUUGAAAUUUAAAGCAGAAAAGUUUGUGGGAGGAAAGCUCUCCAAAGAGCAGGAACAACAAGUGAAUGAAGAAGAUGAAACAGAUGAACCUGACUCUCCACCAAGUAUUAAACAAGCACUUGAUGCAGCGAAAGUAUUAGAAAAAUACUUUUUAUAUAAUCAAAUUGAUCCAGCAGCAUCUCAAGUUAUGAGUAAAAUACGUAAUAAAAUACAAUUGAUGUAUUGGAGCAACAAAAACCAUCAGACGAAGUUAACAGACUAAGGCAAAACGUGUUGUUAUUUGCAUGCAUAAUAACAUUGUGUGUAAAAUAAUCUCUUAUUAACUUUUUUCUCCAUUUAACGACCAUUCUAUUUAACGCCGAAAAUGCUCAGUCCUUUAGUGUCGUUAUAAAGAGUUUACAGUUUUUUACACUGUAGGUAUUUUGUUAGGAAUACUUGUGUGCUUUUGUCUAUACAGGGUGUUAG